UACACUUAGAUCAAAUAGAACACUACAAUUUUUUUGUUAGACAAUAAGUCGGCAGCAAAUCCAAACUUUCAUACCACUUUUAUUGUAAAUAAAAAUCAUAUACCUUAUAUCUUUUUCUGAAGUGACUUCUAGAAAAACGCCAUAAAAUUGUGUUGACUUUAUUCUUCCCGAUGGAUGACGAUUUUGACUACGAACAAGUUCUCCAAUAUGAGAACGAAAUUUAUCAAGUUAAUGAAGAUACAUCGGAAAGUGAAACCGAGUUGACAAAUGCCUUAGCACGAAUAUAUUAUGCGGUGGAUAACUCGGAACCCAAUGUUUCAAAUAACCAGGAUAUAGUACCUAAGCAUGAAGUCACUAAGUCUGAUAAAGUAGGCGAUACAAUUAUUCCAAAUAAGAUUGCCGGAACUAAUGAUGUAUCAGAGAAUAAUCGAUCAAGAUCUUCACAAAAAGGCUCGAAGCAUUUAGAGAGUGAUGAAAUACUUCAUAAACGAAAAAGAAUAACUUAUGACGAAGAUGAUUAUCCAUCAUACAGUAAUGGACAACAACGUGGUGGACAACGCUGCUCACUCUGUAAAGGGUAUAACCACGAUGAACGCACCUGCGAGGAAAUACGUUCUCCCGAUAAUGACGAAUCAACUUGGAGGUUAUACAAUAAACAAGAAGCAAAAGAACCUACAAGAAACAUUAGAUCUUAUUGUUAUAAUUGUGCAGGAAAUCACUUUGGACAAAACUGUCCUUCAUUAACCGGUUCUUCCUGUUCGGCUAAAAACUUUUAAGCUUAUUUCUUCCCGUUUGGCAUAUUUUUGUUAAGAGUUGAUUAUUCACGCCAUGCAUGUAUAUAAUUAAUGUGUAAAUAAGAACGAGUAAGUUACUACUAACCUAAUGGAUUAAUUUUAUAUUUUAUAUAAUACGCUGUAACUUUUACUGUUAGUUUUUUCAUUUAUUAUAACAUUAUAAGAAAAAAUAUUCUAUAUAUACGUACUAUGUGUAUAUAUGUACAAUUAUUUAAAUUAUUUAAUUUAUGAAGAUAAAUUUAUAUUCCUGAUCUUUGAUUGAUUGUAUUCUGCAGGAUUUAGAGAAAAAAAGACAUUUCCUACCCUUCAGGUCACAGGGUAUGGAUAUUAUCAUGUCUAUUUGUGACCCAUCCAUCAAUAUUCCAAAUAUUUUUUAGUUGAAAAUUUAUUCUUUCAUAAAAAUAAGUAAAUUAACACUUUGAUCCU
Molecule: messenger RNA, 1220 nt
Organism: Rhizophagus irregularis DAOM 181602=DAOM 197198
Lineage: Eukaryota; Fungi; Glomeromycota; Glomeromycetes; Glomerales; Glomeraceae
Source: RefSeq, a predicted model, not a curated record